AUGUCUCCUUCUUUUCUCUUGGGAUUUGUCGCUAUAUGCGCGGUUAUCAACGCGUUUCUUACGCGUGAAACCUUCGCUAAGGUUGUCGCGACCGAGAAUGCGACCUUCCUCGCCUUCGACAACGGCAGGCUGUCCUUUACGGUAGAUAAGACUACGGGCUUUCUAGGACAUGCACAUCUGGACGGCUUUGAUUUGCAAGGUCCUCAGUCGAAUUCGUCUGGUCGCGGUUACUACGAGUGCCAUUGCGUUCCGACUGACUAUCAGGUGGCGGGGUCCGACAUAUACCAUGUUGGUCUCAACUCGACGUUCAAUCUCCUACAAGGACACGAUAGCACUGGGAAGGCCUACGCUGGCGUGUUUGCUCAGGAAAUACUUCCUAUAGGUCACACAUUCCAGCAGUGGUACUUCCUCCGAGAUGGCGAGACCGGCCUCCACAACUUCGCUCGUCUGAUCUAUCACAACGACACGGUUGGCCCUCCGUUCGAGGACGGAGGCAUCCCGGUACGGGAGAUCCGUGAAGUCUUCCAGUUCAACACGACCUUGUGGCAGACUGCGUCGACGAAUCCAACAUUGAACGUGUCGAUCCCCUCCCAGGAGGCUAUCACGCCCGCCAUCCAGGUGCAAGAUGCUACGUGGUACCUCGGAAUGACUCCAGAAGAGCCCUUCGUCCAGGAGACGGCCGUUUACUGGACAAAGUACAUGUUGGCGGACGCGUACAGAUAUCGAAAAGCCCAUGGGCUUUACGGCAAAGCAGAGGACGGCACGGCAUACGGCGCGUGGCUAGUUAGUGUUACGCAAGACACGCUCUUUGGCGGGCCGACCCACUACGACCUGCUCUUGGACGGCAUGAUUGGGGUGCCAGAGGGUAGUACGAAUCUGCAGCGCAUUCCGCACAUCUAUUACUACGCGAGUUUCACCAUCUCCUUUGCGUCCAGUCACCAAGGUGCCGCGACUUCGAAUCUGACGAACGAGGGAUACGACCGGACAUGGGGACCUCAGCUGCUAUAUUUCAACAAAGGCGCAGAUGCGAGCCUAUCUACCCUUCGCGCCGACGCGGAGUCGAAGGCGGCCUUGGGUUACUCCGACUUCAGCCAGUUUUACGACUCAGUCGCCCACCUCGUGCCUGGCUUCGAGCCACCUUCCUCGCGGGGGAGCGUGUCCGUUCGGAUAUCGCUGCCUGCCGGCGCCGAGAACGCCGUCGCCAUUCUGAGCGCGGAGGGGUUUGACUUUCCCAGCAACGUGCUCGACCUAUCGGCGUAUCAGUACUGGGGGGACGUCAGCGGCGGUAGAGUGACGAUCGAGCAUGUGAGGCCGGGGAAUUACCGCUUGACGGUGUAUGGCCAAGGUGUCUUUGGCGAGUUCGUCCAGCAAAACGUGGCCGUGGUUAGUGGGAAACAGACGCAACUGCAUGACCUGCGUUGGACCGAAGAGAGCGCAGGAACGGAAAUCUGGCGCUUCGGCGUCCCCGACCGCACUGCGGGCGAGUUCAAGCACGGUUUCGAGCGGAUCCAGAACGAGUCAUUCCAUAUCCAGGAGUACCGGAUCUACUGGGGCGCGUACAACUUCACCGCCGAUUUUCCACAUGGCGUCGACUUUGAAAUCGGCGCAAGCGACUACGAUAAGGACUGGAAUUAUUGCCAGUUCUCAGAGUACGCCGGCGCGGCGGAUACCAACUUUACGAUUCGGUUCGACCUCACGGCUGCUGACGUAUCGCCAAUGUCGGCGAUUGUCACGCCCGGCGGGAACGCGACGGUCACCGUUGCCGCCGCGGGUGUGUCCGGCCCCACCGGGAACGAGGAUUGGUCGUCUUCGAUGUUCGCUUCUUUCCCACUGUUCCUCACGGUAAACGACCGGCGCGACGACGCCCUGGAGUGGAUCAUACCUUCGAAUAUCAGCUCGAGCUGCGUACAGCGGAGCGGGAUCUCAUGUUUUGCGGUGAGCCACAAGUACCAGUUCCCAGCCGAUUGGCUCGUCGAAGGCAGUAACAGCUUCGAGUUCGGCCUCGUCCACGGAUCGAAGACGUUCAUCAUGUACGACGCCGUGAGGCUGGAGGUCGCAUACUGA
Punctularia strigosozonata HHB-11173 SS5 is the source of this 2064-nucleotide messenger RNA. RefSeq names its product galactose mutarotase-like protein. Gene Ontology annotation, molecular function: catalytic activity; carbohydrate binding. The record is from RefSeq and is a predicted model, not a curated record. Bases 1 to 2064 code for a protein of 687 amino acids. Gene Ontology annotation, biological process: carbohydrate metabolic process. The transcript has 12 exons. NCBI's taxonomy places the organism in Eukaryota, Fungi, Basidiomycota, Agaricomycetes, Corticiales, Punctulariaceae.